AUGAAUAAAAUUACAAUUGAUUUAACAACAUCUGAAGACCAACAAAUAUAAAUAACUUGCAAUGAAAAUAUGGCAGAUUUUAAAAGAAAAGUUGCAGAAUAGGAACUUUAGAUCCCAUUUGAUCAUAUAGUUAUUGUUGGUGAAGACGAGAAAGUUUAUACGUAAACCUAGGCUUUUCAAGCCGAAAAUUAACAAAAAAUUUUUAAGGUUUUCGAUGUUACUAAAAUAUAUGAAUAAAAUAAUCAAUACAAGUAAGUAAUACAAGACUUAAAUUAAUAACUAUAAUAAAAAGAUCAAGAAAUUUAAUAGUUUAAAGUAAAUAUCGAUUAACUCAAUAAAUAAUAAAACCAAUAGAGUUAAGAAGCUUAGUAAUAGAAAAAUCAUUUUGAAAAUUAAAUUAUAUAAAAUAAUUAAUAAAGUGAGUAAAAAAUAUAAGAAUUAUAGAAUAAAAUUUAAGAGCAAGAAACUUAAUUACAUUAAGUAAAAACCGAAUAUAAGGACUUAUAAGAAUAAAAUAACAAACUUAAUCAAGAUUUAAACUAAUCAAAGAAUGAGAAUACAAAUCUAAACUAACUUAUCAAAGAAAUUAAAGAAAAUUCAUAAUAAGAAAUUUUAUAAUUACGGGAUAAAUUAUAAGAAGCUUUACAGUAUUAUUAAUAUUAUCUAAAUUAAUUUUAGUAAUCAUCAUAAUAAUUAGUAGAACUGGGAUAAUAAUUUUAGUGUUUAUAAUAUUAUUAUUAAGAAGCUUAAAAUGAAAAAAUUGGAACCACUUAAACUAUAGAACAAUUAGAAUAAGAAAUACAAAAAUUAAAGAAUGAAAAUAAGAAUUAAAAAAAAAAAAUGGAAGAUGAAUAUGAUUAAUAGAUUGAGUAAAAAGAAGAAGAAAUUUAAAAAUUAAGAUAUGAUUUGCAGAAGAAGGAUAAAAAAUAUUAAAAUUUAGAAACAGAAUUUUAAAUUUUAUAAAGUGAAAAGAACUAAUACAAUAUUGGUCCCUGAUUAUGAG
Paramecium sonneborni is the source of this 1003-nucleotide messenger RNA. Lineage: Eukaryota; Ciliophora; Oligohymenophorea; Peniculida; Parameciidae. The record is from the annotation of a GenBank genome assembly.